AUGGAACUUGUUGAUCAAGAAAUCGAAAAACUCUUGCCUACCUUUCGAGCAGCUAUUCAUUGUGAACUGCUGAAUGAAGAGGAGGUCAAAGAUAUUGUUAUGAAACGCAAGAAAGCAGAAGGCAAAUUGAUUAAACGAGAGGCAGAACUUCGCGAUUUCAUUGAUUUCGUUCAUAUGGAUACAAUGAUCAUCAAGCUGAUCACAAUGAGGCGCCACAAAACGCAGUACAAAGAAAAGCUCGCUGAGAUCGAAUACCCAAUUGUCGAACGUCUCAAUCGACUGCUCAAGCGAGCUCAUCGUCUCUGGCCGCAAGAUAUGAACCUCUGGCAGACCCACAUAAAUCUUCUCGCCAAAUGGAACAAGAGGACUCAACUCUCAAAACUUUACGAAGAAUUUGUUGCCAUGCACCCUCAUAAUGUUCAUGGAUGGCUGCAGUCUGCUCGAUUUCAAGUCGAAAGAAACGGAUCAAUAGAACAGGCGAGGAAGAUUUUGUUGCGCGCGGAAAUGCAGCUUCCCAAAGAACCGCUAAUUUGGGAUCAGCUUUUUCGAGUAGAGCUGAUAAACGCAGCGCAGCUGAGAAAACGAUUGGAAGUCCUUGGCGGGAAAUUGCCGGAAGAAAACGAAAGCGACAAGGAUUUGAGCAUGGGCGCUGCGGCGAUGAAAAUUGCAGAACUGGCGAAAAAGAAGUUUCCAGAGAACCCGAGAUUGAUUUUGAAAUGCUGA
This is a messenger RNA of Oikopleura dioica, 723 nucleotides long. The record is from the annotation of a GenBank genome assembly. Lineage: Eukaryota; Metazoa; Chordata; Appendicularia; Copelata; Oikopleuridae.